AUGGAUGCAGGUAAUGAGUCUUCAAAUGUGGAUUUCCUCCUCCUGGGCCUCUUCCCUGGGAUGAAACAUAUCAACUUCCUGGUGUCUGCCACCCUCCUAAUCUAUGGAGUGGCUCUCACUGCAAACUCCAUGUUGAUCCUUCUCAUCUGGGUGGACUCUCAACUCCACACACCCAUGUAUUUCCUGCUUGGCCAGCUGGCUCUCAUGGACCUGACAUUAAUUUCUAGCAUUGUACCCAAGAUGGCAACUGACUUCUUUUCAGGGAAGAGAAACAUCUCCCGGGUGGCUUGUGGGACUCAGAUCUUCUUCUUUCUUACUCUAGGAAUUGCUGAGUGUAUCCUCAUCACCCUCAUGGCCUAUGACCGGUAUGUGGCCAUCUGCAACCCUCUGAGAUAUGCCCUCAUCAUGAGCCCCAGGGUCUGCCUGCAGAUGGCUGCCAUCUCAUGGGCUGGAGGUGCCUUUACCUCCCUCGCACACACAGCCUAUGCCAUGCACUUCCCCACCUGUGGUUCCAGAGAGAUUUCCCACUUCCUCUGUGAGGUUAUGGCCAUCCUAAAACUGGCCUGUGAAGACAUCUCUGCCUAUGAGAAGGCUGUUGUAGUGACAAGCAUUGUGGUACUCCUCAUUCCACUGUCCUUCAUACUGGCCUCUUAUGCUCUCAUCUUCCUUUCUGUCCACCGAAUAAGUUCCACUGAGGGUAGGAACAAAGCCCUGGCUACAUGCUCCUCCCACCUGACAGUGGUGAGCCUCUACUUUGGUCCAGCCAUGCUGGUCUACAUGAGGCCUACUUCCUACCACAGACCCGUACUGGAUCAGGUCCUCUUCAUGCUUGGUCCCAUCCUCACCCCUAUGAUGAACCCUCUUAUCUACAGUCUGAGGAACAAAGAAGUGGUGUGUGCUCUGAAAAAGGUCUUGGGAUAUUGCCUAACCUCAAGUUAG
Heterocephalus glaber (naked mole-rat) is the source of this 939-nucleotide messenger RNA. RefSeq names its product olfactory receptor 2T27. The record is from RefSeq and is a predicted model, not a curated record. Gene Ontology annotation, biological process: G protein-coupled receptor signaling pathway. NCBI's taxonomy places the organism in Eukaryota, Metazoa, Chordata, Mammalia, Rodentia, Bathyergidae. Gene Ontology annotation, cellular component: membrane. Gene Ontology annotation, molecular function: G protein-coupled receptor activity; olfactory receptor activity.